AUGGCUUCCACCUUAUUCUUCCUCCCUUCACCUAAAACCACUGCUUCCCCCUCCAACAGACUCUCCGUUCCUGGGUUUCGUCCUCCGAGACUUCACUCGCUUAGAUGGCGACCGGCAGUUUCCGUCAGGGCCAGCAUCGCCACCAAACCACGGCCCACGGUCGUCCCCUUUGACCCCGCCGUCGAGACCAAACAGGACGUCGGCAGCGGCCGGAAGCUGGCGGCGUGGACCAGCAUCCGACAGGAGCGGUGGGAAGGGGAGCUGGUCGUGGAGGGAGAGAUCCCACUGUGGCUGUGCGAUUUGCAGAAGGGCACGUACCUGAGGAACGGCCCGGGCAUAUGGAACAUCGACGACUACAACUUCCGCCACCUCUUCGACGGCUACGCCACCCUCGUCCGCGUCUGUUUUGAGCACGGCGGCGUCACGGCCUCGCACCGACAGAUCGAGUCCGAGGCGUACAAAGCCGCCAUGACGAACCGGCGGCUCUGCUACCGCGAGUUCUCCGAGGCCCCCAAACCUACCAGCUUCCUCGCCUACGUGGGCGAACUCGCAAGCCUCUUGUCCGGUGCGUCCCUCACCGACAACUCCAACACCGGCGUGGUAAGGCUCGGGGACGGCCGAGUGGUGUGCCUCACCGAGACCGUCAAGGGCUCCGUCCAGAUCGACCCUGACACGCUCGACACCGUAGGGAGGUUCGUGUACGAAGACAACUUGGGCGGGCUAAUACAUUCGGCGCAUCCGAUAGUGACCGAGUCGGAGUUCCUGACGCUGUUGCCGGACUUGGUGAGGCCGGGUUACCUGGUGGUGAGGAUGGAGCCCGGCAGCAACGAGCGGAAGGUGGUGGGGAGGGUGAAUUGCCGGGGCGGGCCGGCUCCCGGGUGGGUGCACUCCUUCGCUGUCACGGACCGCUACGUGGUGGUGCCGGAGAUGCCGCUGAGGUACUGCGUGCACAACCUGCUGAGGGCUGAGCCCACGCCGCUGUACAAGUUCGAGUGGCACCCCGAGUCUGGCAGUUACAUGCACGUCAUGUCCAAGGCCACCGGAAAGAUCGUGGCCAGCGUUGAAGUCCCUCCGUUUCUGACCUUCCAUUUCAUCAAUGCAUACGAGGAGGUAGACGAAAACGGAAGAGUCACCGGAAUCAUAGCCGAUUGCUGUGAGCACAACGCCGACACCAGCAUCCUGGACAUACUUCGCCUCCAAAAUCUGAGAUCAUUUACUGGUCUGGAUGUACUACCUGAUGCUAGGUAUACUAAGUUACAUACAUUCUACUCCGAGAAACAUUGA
Messenger RNA from Musa acuminata AAA Group (dessert banana), 1284 nucleotides. Its product is annotated as carotenoid cleavage dioxygenase 8 homolog B, chloroplastic-like. Gene Ontology annotation, molecular function: carotenoid dioxygenase activity. Bases 1 to 1284 code for a protein of 427 amino acids. The record is from RefSeq and is a predicted model, not a curated record. The transcript has 3 exons. NCBI's taxonomy places the organism in Eukaryota, Viridiplantae, Streptophyta, Magnoliopsida, Zingiberales, Musaceae. Gene Ontology annotation, cellular component: chloroplast. Gene Ontology annotation, biological process: carotene catabolic process.